This is a messenger RNA of Brassica napus (rape), 3996 nucleotides long. RefSeq lists its product as uncharacterized. The coding region runs from base 1 to 3996 and encodes 1331 amino acids. The transcript has 6 exons. Gene Ontology annotation, molecular function: nucleic acid binding; zinc ion binding. Lineage: Eukaryota; Viridiplantae; Streptophyta; Magnoliopsida; Brassicales; Brassicaceae. The record is from RefSeq and is a predicted model, not a curated record.
AUGCCUCCGCCGGAGGUUGUGGCUGUUACAGAUUCUCGGCAAGAUGGUCUCACACAGAAUUCACAAAAAUCAGCUCCGUUAACUCGUUCUUGGGUGAAGGUCGCCCAACAAAAUCAAAAAGAAUUAACAAAAUACGAUGUUCAAAUCAAGAUGGAGGAUGGUAUCGGAUCUGUAGAGAUUCCAGAUGAAGUCUUCAAGGAUCCUCAACCCCUUUGGGAAGAUUUUCUGAUCGGAAAGUUUUUGGACAAAGCCCCACAUAUUGGGAAAGUCCACGCAAUCGUCAAUAAGAUUUGGACUUCUGACAAGUCACAAAUGGUAGAGGUUUAUGAGAUAAACCCUACAACUAUGAAGUUCAGAAUCCUCGACUCAGCAAUGAGAGGAAGGGGACUCAGUUUCGCCACAAGCCCGAUAGGUGUUCUAGUUAAACUUCACCCUGAUACUGCUCUAUGCAAAGAUCUAAAGGUGGCUAAAGUUUUUAUCAAAGCAGACCUUACAAAAGCUCUCCCACGCUCUAUGAAUUUCAAAUAUCAGGGAAAGGAUACACUUAUUGACUUCACCUUGCCAUGGUUGCCAACUAAAUGUACAACUUGUGGGAAGUGGGGCCAUUCAGAAAAGGAUUGUUUAAAACCGAAGGAGACAGAGGUAGCAAAAAUAGAUGAUGAAGUGGUGGUUUCAUCUAAAAAAGUGGAGGAGGAAAGUACCAAGGAGUUGGACAGUGGAAACAAUGAGGAAAUUCAAACAGUGCAGUCUCAUAACGAGAAUGAAAACCCGGAGGAGGCAGAGCAAGUUGUGGAUGUGAGAACUGCUGGAAAAGAAAAUAAAGAUAAUCAGGAGGAAAGCUGGUUACCACCAGUUAAAGUGAGCAGAACACCGGAGAAAACAAAGGACCUUGAAUCUGGUCAGGGUUCGAUUAUCUCAAACUCUCUAUUCACAGUAUUGAGUUCAGAUGAGGAAGAGGAAGAGGGUGAGAUACUGCAACAGGAAGCAGCUAUAGAAAAAGACGAGAUCCCGCCUCAGGAGCCCAUUCAAAAGAAGCAGGAAGUACAGAACAAAGCUAUGUCUACCAGACCAUCUUUGCCGCGUGUUUCAAAAGCAGCCAUAGACCACCGGAACUCACCUAUGCUUAAAGACAAGCCAUGGAUUAUGCUUGGUGAUUUUAAUGAGACUCUAAACCUGGAGGAAUAUUCGGGUCCAAACAUUUCGACUGUCUCUACAGGUAUACGGGACUUUCAAGAUGUGUGUCGGCAUUGUUCACUCAUUGACAUGAAAGCUCACGGUCCUCUGUUAACUUGGAGUAACAAACGCAAGGAAGAUCUGAUUCGAAAGAAGCUAGAUCGAACACUGGUGAAUGACGUGUGGGCCACGAAAUUCCCAAACACUUAUUGUGUUUUUGAGGCUGGAGGGUGCUCUGAUCACCUACGAUGUAGGCUUCAGAUCCAACCAACCCCUUUAAAACGAAAACGCCCGUUCAAGUUUACCAACGCUAUGGCAGAGGCACCAGGCUUCCUUCCUCUUAUGAAAAGCUUCUGGAGUAGUACUACUCCUCUGCAUAACUCGACAUCAGCUCUAUUUAGACUCUCCAAGAAGCUCAAGGAACUAAAGCUGGCUCUUCGACUACUAAGUAAAGACACUGUGGGCAAUAUUACAAAGAGAACCAGGGAGGCGUUUGAUAAACUUUGUCUUUGUCAGACAAGAGCGAUGACAAAUCCUACCCCUGAUGUGCUGGAUGACGAAGUUCGAGCUCAUGAUAAAUGGCAACUACUUUCGUCUAUUGAAGAAAAGGUUCUUAGCCAAAAGACAAAGAUGCAUUGGCUAAAUGUUGGUGAUGGAAACAAUACGAGUUUUCACAACUCAGUGAAGUUUAGAGCAGCCAAAAACUCUAUUCGAGAGAUACAAAAGGAGGAUGGUGUCAUUGUUACAACUCAGGAGGAGAUAAAGACUGACGCGGUUAAUUAUUUCCAGGGCUUUCUGGCAAAAGAGGUUGUGGGACACAAUGGAAUGGAAGUUGAUGAGCUGAAAACGCUUCUGAAUUUUCAAUGUGAGGAGGCAGAUAGAGCGCUCCUUUCACACGAUGUUCCGGCCAUUGAGAUUAAACAUGUGUUAUUCGCAAUGGCAAACAACAAGUCUCCAGGUCCAGAUGGAUACACAUGCGAAUUUUUUAAGGUUGCUUGGGACAUUGUGGGAGAUGAUUUUGUGAUCGCAGUCCAAUCUUUCUUCAAGACUGAUUUCUUGCCUAAGGGGAUAAAUUCUACUAUUCUAGCCUUGAUCCCGAAGAAAGAAAACUCAAAGACUAUGAAAGAUUUUCUUCCUAUAUCUUGCUGCAACGUUAUUUAUAAAGUUAACUCGAAGAUUCUGGCCAAUCGUCUGAAGCUUAUUCUCCCAAAGUUUAUAUCUCCCAAUCAGUCUGCCUUCGUCAAAGAUAGAUUGAUGAUGGAGAACGUCCUCUUGGCGUCAGAACUAGUAAAAAGCUAUCAUAAGAGCUCAGUUUCAGCAAGAUGUGCACUUAAGAUCAAUAUUUCUAAGGCGUUUGACACUGUCCAAUGGCCUUUUUUACUCUGCUCUCAAGGCUCUCGGCAAAAGGGGUCUUCGUCAAGGAUGUGCUCUGUCUCCCUAUUUGUUUGUCAUAUGUAUGGAGACGGCAAAAGAAGCUCAGUAGACGGUAUUCUUGAGACUUUCAAAACCUUUGCAGAGGCAUCUGGCUUACAUAUUAGUAUGGAAAAGUCCACUCUCUACCUGGCAGGUUUAGCUGAUUCAGAAAAGCAAGAUAUUCUUAGCCACUACACCUUCUCCAAUGGUGAUCUUCCAGUUCGGUACUUAAGUUUGCUGCUGCUAACGAAACAGAUGACUUCUCCAGACUAUGCCCCACUUAUAGAGAAGAUCAGAUCAAGAAUAAGUUCCUGGACGGCGAGAUUCCUCUCCUUUGCAAGGAGACUACAGCUGAUAGCUUCAGUGAUACACAGUUUAACAAACUUUUGGAUCUCUGCAUUUAGACUACCAAAGAAGUGUAUAGCAGAGAUAGACAGUAUGUGUGCCGCCUUCUUAUGGUCUGGUCCGGUCUUAAGCACCAAGAAAGCAAAGGUCUCGUGGAAAGAUUGCUGCAAGCCUAAAGAAGAAGGAGGGUUGGGGUUGCGAUCAAUAAAAGAAGCGAAUGAUGUCUCAUGUCUAAAGCUGGUUUGGAGGAUCCUCUCGUCAAAUUCAUAUAUGUGGGUAAGAUGGAUCAAAAGAUAUUUGAUUCGCAAGAACUCAUUCUGGUUAGUCAAGGAUAGCACCACUUUGGGUUAUUGGAUGUGGAAGAAAAUCUUGAAGUAUAGAGCUAUGGCGAUGCGUUUCAUGAAGGUGGAAGUCAACAAUGGAUCAUCGACAUCUUUUUGGUUUGAUCAAUGGUCUCCACUUGGUAGACUAAUUGACACAACAAAUGGAAGAGGAAUGAUAAACAUGGGUAUUAAAAUUAAUGACACCAUGGAGAAGAACGAGGACGUUCGCUUGUGGAAAGCAGGGGAGGAUAACUACAGAGCAGAUUUUCGGUCCAAAGCGACAUGGAACCUCAUCUGUGUUGAGCGAGUAAAGGUCGAUUGGUACAAAGGUAUUUGGUUCCCUUACAAUACACCUCGAUACUCCUUUAUGACUUGGAUUGCGGUUCAGAACAGACUCCCCACGGGAGAGAGGAUAUUGAACUGGAAUACAGCUGCGCCAACAGCCUGCAGUCUCCGCCCCGAGCCGCUUGAAAUUCGUAACCACCUGUUUUACCAAUGCAAAUUCUCAGAAGAAGUUUGGAAAAAUCUCACUGCUAAGCUAUUGUCUCUGCGCUAUACGACUGACUGGGAUGAGGUUGUUCGACUUCUAACAGACCAGACUUGGAACUCAACCCGUUUGUUUCUACUCAGGUAUGUGUUCCACGCAACACUAUCGGCUCUAUGGACAGAGAGGAAUGGGAGAAGGAAUGGUGAACGAUCCAACACCCUUGCCACCCUGAUCAAAACGUGGACAAAGCAGUAA